AUGGCACGCCAAUUUGUUGUCUUUGCUUUGGUCCUCUUCGCCGUCAUCGGCUUCGCCUGCGCUGCUUCACCUGCCGAAGCUCCCAAGGGUUCUGCUGAUAGCGCUGGUGCUGGAGCUACAUUGGCUCCCGCCGCCGAUAACGCGAUUGGAAACACCGAGGGGGCUGAUGCUCCCGCGGGCAGCAACGAAGUGGUCGAAGCCCCUGUCGGCGGACCUGGUUCUGCAGCAGCUGGAUUCGUUCCUGCUCCAGCUCCCAGUGGUGCCUCUGCCCUCAAAUUCUCCGCGGUUGCUGCCGUUGCCGCGGUUGCCGGAUUUUUCUUCUUCUAG
Cucumis melo (muskmelon) is the source of this 327-nucleotide messenger RNA. Its product is annotated as classical arabinogalactan protein 11-like. Lineage: Eukaryota; Viridiplantae; Streptophyta; Magnoliopsida; Cucurbitales; Cucurbitaceae. The record is from RefSeq and is a predicted model, not a curated record. The transcript has a single exon. The coding region runs from base 1 to 327 and encodes 108 amino acids.